AAAGCCCUCCAUGACAUGGCAAGGCUGAGAUGGGAAAUGCCCUGACACGGGAAGGGUUAAUGUGAGAGCUCUUCUCUGUGUCUGAGACGUCUCAGCCGGGAAGUAGGGGCGGGGACACCGCAAGUUCAAGUCCUCAUCCCAAAAAAAAAAAAAAAAAAAGGGAGAGCCAGCCUCUCACCCACUCCCCCUACUGCUGCAGCCAGACUGCCUCCCUUACUGCUAGGUAGAGGCAGGAGCACACAGACAGAGCACAGGGGUCUCUGCAUCCUUAAACCCCACUGAGCCCCCCAUCCAGGGUGCAGACAGCAACCCCUUGCAGCGGUUGUCAUGGUAACCGAGGGAGGCUGCAGACUAAAGACAGUACCUCGACCUCAGGGAGGAAGCUACUGACCCUGCCCGGCGGAGGAGCAAGGGAGAGAGAAGCGGGGGGUCACACAGCUCCCAGGAGCAAAGAAGGGGGGAGAACAAGGGAUCUGACACCAAGAAAGGAGAGCGGAUUAAAGAUCACUCAGCAUGGAGGACGGAUUCUCUCCUUAUAGCAGCAGCCUCUAUGACACCACCUCUCUCUUACAGUUUUGCAAUGAUGACAGUGCUUCGGCAUCUAGCACCAUGGAGGUGGCGGAUCGCAUCGCCUCGCUGGAGCAGCGCGUGCAGAUCCAGGAAGAUGAGAUCCAGCUGUUGAAGUCUGCCUUGGCUGAUGUGGUUCGGCGGCUAAAUGUCUCUGAAGAACAGCAAGCCAUGCAGACUAGGAAAGGACCCACCAAAGCAAGACCUUUGAGCCAAACUUUGCCUCUGAGAAAUGCUGUUAACAGUGAAGCAAUCUUGCCAAAGAAGCCAACUGGAUCUCUCCCAUCCCCAUCGGGGACUAGGAAAGAUAUUGUCCCACUUGGGUCCAAGAGCAAAUCUUUACGUCUCCUCAAUGCGCAUAAAUUAACUAAACCUACCACAAGUAAUGUCAAGAGAACCAAUUCCACAGAACGCAUCUCUACUGGAGGUCGCAGAGAAAGCGCAGGAGAUGCCAAAAAUGCUCGGAAUCGUGCAGGGUCCACUAGCAGCUCAUCCAGUGGCAAAAAAAACAGUGAGAGCAAACCCAAAGAACCAAUGUUUAGCGCUGGGAAGCGCCGUGUGACUCACUGCAAAGAGGAAGGUUACAUAAAAAUGUUUUUGCGAGGACGUCCAGUGACCAUGUAUAUGCCCAAAGACAACAUUGAAUUGUACAAUUUGGAAGCAAAGAAUGAACUUCCAGCUAAAAAACUUAAACUGGAAUGGGUUUAUGGCUACCGGGGCCGAGACUGUCGCAGCAACCUCUACCUUCUGCCUACCGGUGAAACUGUGUAUUUCAUUGCAUCAGUAGUUGUAUUGUAUAACGUGGAAGAACAGCUGCAAAGACAUUACACUGGCCACAAUGAUGACAUCAAGUGCCUUGCUGUCCAUCCUGAUAAAAUUACUAUAGCAACAGGCCAAGUUGCCGGAACAUCGAAGGAUGGGAAACAAUUACCACCACACGUCCGUGUCUGGGAUUCUGUAACUCUGAAUACGUUGCAUGUCAUUGGAAUGGGCUUCUUUGAUCGUGCCGUUACCUGUGUUGCAUUUUCUAAAUCGAAUGGGGGAGGUAAUCUGUGUGCGGUGGAUGAUUCCAAUGACCACGUUCUUUCGGUGUGGGAUUGGCAGAAGGAAGAAAGGCUGUCUGAUGUCAAGUGUUCCAACGAGGCAGUGUUUGGAGCCGACUUCCAUCCAACAGAUACAAAUAUCAUCGUAACGUGCGGGAAAUCUCAUCUUUACUUCUGGACGUUAGAAGGGAAUGCUCUAAUCAAGAAGCAAGGACUAUUUGAGAAACAAGAAAAACCAAAGUUUGUGCUUUGUGUGACGUUUUCAGAAAAUGGGGAUACAAUUACCGGGGACUCUAGUGGAAACCUCCUGGUUUGGGGAAAAGGAACCAAUAGAAUAAGUCAUGCAACCCAAAGUGCCCAUGACGGGGGUAUUUUUGCACUAUGUAUGCAGAGAGACGGGACACUGGUAUCUGGAGGAAAAGACCGGAAACUCAUUUCCUGGGAUGGGAAUUAUCAAAAACUUAAUAAAACAGAGAUUCCGGAGCAGUUUGGCCCCAUACGAACAGUAGCAGAAGGGAAAGGUGAUGUGGUGUUGAUUGGUACUACCAGAAACUUUGUACUUCAGGGCACUUUAUCCGGAGACUUCCACACAAUAACCCAGGGUCAUACAGAUGAACUGUGGGGUCUUGCUGCACAUUCAUUAAAACCUCAGUUUCUAACUUGUGGCCACGACCGGCAGAUUACAUUAUGGGAUUCCACCAGUCAUCGUCCAAUCUGGAGCAAGAUCAUUGAUGAUCCAGCCCAGUCUUCUGGAUUCCAUCCAAGUGGAUCUGUUGUUGCAAUAGGGACACUCACAGGAAGGUGGUUUGUUUUAGACACAGAGACAAAGGAUUUAGUCACCGUACAUACGGAUGGAAAUGAACAAUUAUCUGUCAUGUGUUAUUCGCCAGAUGGAAAUUUUCUUGCUAUCGGUUCCCAUGACAACUACAUCUAUAUUUAUGCUGUUAAUGACAAUGGAAGAAAAUACAGUCGAAUUGGAAAAUGCUCAGGGCACUCCAGUUUCAUUACUCAUUUGGAUUGGUCUGUGAAUUCACAGUAUUUGAUGUCUAAUUCUGGAGACUACGAAAUCUUGUAUUGGAUUCCUACUGCUUGUAAGCAGGUCGUAAGUGUUGAAACAACAAGGGAUCUUGAGUGGGCGACCUACACUUGCCCACUUGGUUUCCAGGUGUUUGGUGUGUGGCCCGAAGGAUCAGAUGGAACCGACCUCAAUGCAAUCUGUAGGUCGAAUGAUAAGAAACUUCUUUCCACUGGUGAUGAUUUUGGCAAAGUUCACCUGUUUUCAUAUCCAUGCUCCCAGUUCCGGGCAUCUGGUCACGCUUAUGGUGGACACAGCAGCCACGUAACUAAUGUAAGCUUUCUUUACGAAGACAGUCACCUCAUCUCUAUUGGUGGAAAGGAUAUGAGUAUCAUGCAGUGGAACGUCAUCUAAGAGACUAAAACAAGCUAAAUUUUCUUGGUUUUGGGAUGUUUUUAAGCUAGAUCCCUGAACGUUUAGGUAAAAAUGUAAAUGAACUCAGGAACAACCCUUCAUUUGUUACCUAGGUUGACCUCUGUGUGUCACUUCUCUUAUUUCGAAGGGGGCCAUGUAUAUCCGUAAUCCUGCAAACUACACUAAGCAUUGUACUAAAAAGCUUGAAACCUGUUUACAUUGCAUUUAAAAGUAAUGUUAAAUGUCUAUAAUGUACUGUAAAUUUAAAUUACAAAGGGCCUUUUACA
This is a messenger RNA of Pelobates fuscus (common spadefoot toad), 3326 nucleotides long. RefSeq names its product EMAP like 1 (gene EML1). Lineage: Eukaryota; Metazoa; Chordata; Amphibia; Anura; Pelobatidae. Bases 514 to 3039 code for a protein of 841 amino acids. The record is from RefSeq and is a predicted model, not a curated record. Gene Ontology annotation, biological process: microtubule cytoskeleton organization. Gene Ontology annotation, cellular component: mitotic spindle. The transcript is spliced from 24 exons. Gene Ontology annotation, molecular function: microtubule binding.